This is a messenger RNA of Miscanthus lutarioriparius, 1374 nucleotides long. The record is from the annotation of a GenBank genome assembly. Lineage: Eukaryota; Viridiplantae; Streptophyta; Magnoliopsida; Poales; Poaceae.
AUGGGGGUGGUGAUCGAGCGGGAGGAGUGGGCGCUCACCCCCGUCGCCUACCCGCUCCUCUCCGCCGCCGCGCUCGCCGCGGUGCUCCUCCUCCCUUACUUCUCCGCGAGGACAGCGGCGCACGCCACCGGGUCCUCUUCCCCCUUUGACGUGGGCACCGCCCCCUUCCUCCGGUUCCGCCGCGCCUUCCUCGUCCUCUUCUCCCUCGCGUCCGUGGUUGAAGGGAUCCAUUCCGUGUUCGGGGAGGAUGAGUUCGUGCGGUGUGGGCUUGGCAGGGAGCAGAUGGCCGCGCGCCUUGCCUCUGCCACUUCAGCUGCGCUGUUCCCCGGUGCCAUUUCUGGCGUCAUCUCUGACAAAAUAGGACCACGAAGGGCUUGCAUAUUGUACUGGGUACUUCAGCUUGCAGUAGGUGUUGUGAAGAGUUUCAGUGUGCUUCGUUGUUCAUGGAUCAACAAUUUCAUUCUGGCUUUUGCUUCUUCAGUGUUCUCUUUCUGUUUUGAGACGUGGCUUGUGCUGGAGCAUGAGAAGCAAGACCAGAAGCAAGAUCUGCUGUUUGAUACCUUCUGGCUGAUGACAUUCUUUGAAUCGGUGUCCCUUAUUGGAAGUCAAGAAAUUACAAAUGUAUUGUUUAGCGAUGAUGACACUAGAUUCUUGCUCCCCUAUGCAUUUGCAGCCACACUAUCGGUAGUGGGGAUUCUGUAUAUCAGAAAUGCAUCAAGUACCAGUCAGAGUACCAGUCAACAUGCAUCUGCCAUUGGGAGCUACCAAAAAUCAUUUUUUGCCCAUGUCCUCAGAGACAAAAGAGUACUGAUCCUGGUCUUAGCUCAAGCAAGCAUCCAUUUUGCUGUCUCAACCUUUUGGCUUCUCUGGGCACCAACCAUAGUGGCUGACGGAAGGUAUGCUCAACUGUCAGUAAUUUACCCCUGUUUCUUGGCAUCAAGAAUGCUUGGAAGUGCUGGUUUUCCAUGGUUUUAUGGAGCUGCAGCUCCCUUCCGGAAUGAGGACAGCUUAACAAUAGCUUACAUUGGUGCUGGACUCGCUUUGUCUACUGUGGCUUAUGAUUACCAGGAGAUUGGACCACUUGUGAUAGUGUUCUGCAUCUUCCAUGCAUGUGUGGGCUUUAUUUUACCUUCACUAGCAAGAUUGAGAACAAUGUACCUACCAAAUGAACUGCGUGGGGGCAUGAUGAGCUUUUCACUGUCACUAGCAAAUGCCGCCAUCUUCGUUUUCUUGUUACAGGGCGCCCACCAUCGACGCGUCACAAAUUCAACCAUCCUGAGUCUUGCGUCCUAUGGCCUGUUAGGAGCUGGGGGUUGCAUUCAUAUGUUGAGGAGGUGGAGAAAGCACACUCGGCAGAAUGCCCGUAGUUUGUAG